AGGACCUGAGCGGAAAUCUAACAAGCCGAGCGGAGCCGAGCCGAGCGGAGCUGUGUGACAGGUACAAGAAAGAUGGCAGCCGUGGCAGUGGCUGAGUUUCAGAGAGCGCAAUCUCUUCUUGUAACGGAUCGGAACGCCUCCAUCGAUAUCUUGCAUUCAAUAGUAAAGCGGGACAUUCAGGACAGCGAUGAAGAGGCUGUGCGCGUUAAAGAGCAGAGCAUCCUGGAGCUGGGUGGACUGCUGGCCAAGACAGGACAGGCUGAAGAGCUUGGUGGUCUAUUGACAUAUGUGCGGCCGUUCCUCAACUCCAUCUCUAAGGCCAAAGCAGCCCGACUGGUCCGCUCCCUGCUGGACUUGUUUCUAGAUAUGGAGGCAGCCACUGGUCAUGAAGUCGAGCUCUGCCUGGAGUGCAUAGAUUGGGCCAAGGCUGAAAAGAGAACUUUCCUCAGACAGGCCCUAGAGGCUCGACUUAUCUCACUAUAUUUUGACACAAAGUGUUACCUGGAAGCUCUACAACUAGGCUCGCAGUUACUACAGGAGCUGAAAAAGAUGGAUGACAAAGCCCUGCUGGUGGAAGUGCAGCUGCUGGAGAGUAAAACAUAUCACGCCCUCUGUAACCUACCCAAAGCUCGCGCCGCCCUCACUUCAGCCAGGACGACCGCCAAUGCCAUCUACUGCCCACCAAAAUUACAAGCUGCUUUAGACAUGCAAUCAGGGAUCAUCCACGCAGCAGAGGAAAAAGACUGGAAGACAGCUUACUCUUACUUCUAUGAGGCCUUUGAGGGCUACGACUCCAUUGACAGUCCGAGAGCCAUCACAGUUCUCAAAUAUAUGCUGCUCUGCAAAAUCAUGCUCAAUGCACCAGAGGAUGUCCAGGCCCUCAUCAGUGGCAAGCUCGUUCUGCGCUACACUGGAAGACAGACGGAUUCCCUAAAAAGUGUAGCACAAGCCAGCAAGAAUCGCUCGCUAUCUGACUUUGAAAAGGCACUGACAGAGUAUAAAGUGGAACUGAGGGACGACCCCAUCAUCCGAACACAUCUGACCAAACUUUAUGACAACCUGCUGGAGCAGAACCUCAUCAGGGUCAUUGAGCCUUUCUCCAGGGUCCAAAUGGCCCACAUUUCCUCCAUCAUCAAACUGUCCAAGGGUGAUGUUGAGAGGAAAUUAUCACAGAUGAUUCUGGACCAAAAAUUUCACGGUAUUUUAGACCAGGGUGAAGGUGUGCUCAUCGUCUUCGAUGAGCCUGUGGUUGACAAGACAUACGAGACGGCCCUGGAGACCAUUCAGAACAUGAGCAAGGUGGUGGACUCACUUUACAACAAAGCCAAGAAGCUAACAUAAGAGAGGAAAAAAUCAGCAGUCCUCCCGUGCGGAACGUCGCGGGCCAGUCAGACCUCCGUCGAUGCCUCUCACUUUAACCCCCCUGGAUGGAUGAGGGAAGUGGGUUGGACUUUCAAAACACUUGAUCAACCUGUGGAGACACUUCAGAGGGGAAUGGGCACAACUCUUUGGUCUCCCUUCUUCUGGUAGGGAACACAAAGUGCGCUACCCGCUGGAAAGAUCUAGACACUGCGCCUUACUUCUUCCACCGAUGGGAUGAGUUUCCUCUUAUUCUCUGCACUGGCCAUCAGGGAAUCUUGUCAAAUAAAAUCGAAAAUACACUAACCACAUGUAUACACUUGUAAAAUUAACAUCAAAACAUGAUCAGAUAGAGGCUAACUUUACCUAAUGUUUUUUUCCAUUCAUUUUUUUUUGGAGACUUGCUACUUUUUUGGGCUAAGACUUUGGACCCAAAGUUUUGAUUGUAUCCUCAUUUGUACUGUAGAAAUGUAAGGUCUGCCCCACUCCAAAGAGUAUCAGGGCAUUCUGGGGAUUAUAUCAGCGCUGUUUCUUUAAAAGCGUUCCGCAGAAGACCCAAAGUGUUACUGUUGUGCCAUUCACCCGCAUCUAACCUCCUCUUUGUACAGAACAUUGCCAAGAUCUGCUGUUCAUCCACUUCCCCCAUGUAAUUAUAAGGUCUCAUUUUUAUAAGAUGCAAGAAUCAUGUAAAGCUCACCAGUGAGAGCACCAAGUGCUUUCAGUGUUCUGGCGUAUGAGCAAAGGAGGAAUUUUGCAUUAUGAUAUGUUUAGAGUGAUUGUGUAAAAAAAAAAAAAAAAGGGUUACAGAGAACAUAUUCCUGAAAAUAUAUUUUGCAGGGAUUGGGUGGUUACCAUACAUAAAAGUUCUAAAUAAAAUGCUGUUUGGGGAAAAUUGACAUGCUAUCUAUCAAUUUGAACAUACUUUCUAAUGCUUUUAAAUGAGAACUUAGUCUAGAUUUCAAUUCCAACUGUUGGUAUUCCAGCUCAGAUCGAUUGAACUAUAUACAUUCCACGAUUCUUCUGCAUUUCUCAAAGACACUUAGGUGAAGGCGGUGCAUUUCACUGACCUUGAGAGAAAUUCUGUAACAUUUUCUGCACUGAUAAAUGCAAGAUAAUGUGUCGGGGUGCUGUGUCUUGUUUUCAGUCUAUUUAUUGCAUGCCAGAUGGGGAUUAUGGACUACUUUGAAUACAUGGUCUUGUUGCCUUAAACAAAAAAAAA
Messenger RNA from Syngnathus acus (greater pipefish), 2578 nucleotides. RefSeq names its product 26S proteasome non-ATPase regulatory subunit 11A-like. Lineage: Eukaryota; Metazoa; Chordata; Actinopteri; Syngnathiformes; Syngnathidae. Gene Ontology annotation, biological process: ubiquitin-dependent protein catabolic process. Gene Ontology annotation, molecular function: structural molecule activity. The transcript has 13 exons. Bases 73 to 1341 code for a protein of 422 amino acids. The record is from RefSeq and is a predicted model, not a curated record. Gene Ontology annotation, cellular component: proteasome regulatory particle, lid subcomplex.